UCAACUCUUGCCCAACUUGAAAUGGCCUGGUACAUGAUAUUUGCUGAGAGACCUUCCAUUUGCAGGUGCUCCAACUUAAAGUACUGAGCAGCUUGCACUGGCCUGCUGGUGGUGCAUUGUGGGACUUGCAGUCUUUUAGCCAAAGCCAAGUGAGCUGAUCUGAUGAGGAACUGAAAUGAAACUGGAAAAAUGCAAGGAGGGGCCUCAGAUCCUCUAAAAAGUGUCAAAAAGUGCUGCGACUAAGUGAGCAUUACGCUGAAGAUGAAGUUUUCCUUUGUCUUGUUUCUUUUAUUAGAUAUCCCUUAUCUAAAAGGGCAGCAGAAGAUCGAGGAGUUUCAACAUGUUCUUCUGAAACUCACAUUCCCUUCAUAUUACAAUAGUUACAACAAGUCCUGCUGUAAACUCUACCCAGGAGGAUGCUACAAGCUGCUGGACAGUGCAGGAUUCACUUGUGAGUUACUGAAAGGAAGAGUUACGACAACUGAGAAAGACGGCUGGAUAGAAUUUAAAAUAUCAAAUGUGCGCUUUGUGGACGGAGGAUAUUACAGAUGUAUUGUGCUGGGAACUCAGAACCGCAUCUACAGUGAUUACUAUGUCGAGGUGUCUGAGGUUUCUGUUCAGCACAGCCAGACUCAGCCUUUACUGACAACAACUGUCAAAAACCCCAACAACUCCACAAUGCUCCCAGGCUCCUCUUGGCCUGCUCUGGCACAGGACCACAGUGACAGGGACAGAGUUCCAUGGAGUUUGGGCCUGCCACUAGCUGUCAUUGUGUCCAUUGCAGUGAUGAUUUUGAUCACUUCAAUUAUUGGUGUUGUUUGCUGCAGAGUCGAGGCAAGACGUAAACAGCCGGAAACUCUAUGUGAGUCACUGAAACCAGAAGCCCCGGACACGAGCGGCAUAGUCUACACAACAGUGGACUUCAGAGCUCACCUGAGACCAACAGAGGUGUAUGCAAACCUGAGGAUGCACCAAACACAAGCGGGAAGCCCCGACUCGACCUGGAGCGCAGAGCCCAAUGGGAUGGUGGAGUACUCCACACUGGCAAUCCACCAGUGAAUCCACCUGUGAGAAUCUAGUUCAUUUCUGAUUUUAAUGGCACCGCUUUUGUUUUUUCAAUUUACUAGUCAUGGUUAGCACUACUUAGACAGUACAGAGUUUGAAAGGGAUUUAUCAGGCAGACAGGAGCUAACAAAAACAUGCAUUUGGUUGCAUUAUGGGAAAUGUACUGUAGGAUCCAGCAUUUGUUGGAGCUUGACCCAUAUUAGGGACUAACAAUGAACUAUUCUUUUGUCUUUAGUGAGUCUCUAACUUUAUGGAGGUGCAAUAUUAAAUCACUGAACUACA
Messenger RNA from Cyclopterus lumpus (lumpfish), 1347 nucleotides. RefSeq lists its product as uncharacterized. The record is from RefSeq and is a predicted model, not a curated record. The transcript is spliced from 7 exons. Bases 262 to 1059 code for a protein of 265 amino acids. NCBI's taxonomy places the organism in Eukaryota, Metazoa, Chordata, Actinopteri, Perciformes, Cyclopteridae.